Messenger RNA from Hibiscus syriacus, 4090 nucleotides. Its product is annotated as transcription initiation factor TFIID subunit 2. The coding region runs from base 47 to 4081 and encodes 1344 amino acids. The record is from RefSeq and is a predicted model, not a curated record. Gene Ontology annotation, cellular component: transcription factor TFIID complex. The transcript has 26 exons. Lineage: Eukaryota; Viridiplantae; Streptophyta; Magnoliopsida; Malvales; Malvaceae. Gene Ontology annotation, molecular function: metallopeptidase activity; RNA polymerase II general transcription initiation factor activity; transcription cis-regulatory region binding. Gene Ontology annotation, biological process: transcription initiation at RNA polymerase II promoter.
AACUUUUUCGAGUCUGAGCAAAGGAACAGUCCCCUAACCCGGAGCCAUGGCCAAGCUUCGUAGACCUAAGCCCGAAGACCCUAAGCCAGCUCACUCCGGCGCCGUUGUCCGCCACCAAAGCUUUGCCUCUCCAUUGACACGAACCUUCGUCGUCUAUGGUUACACCGAGCUUGAAAGAGGUACCGAUAUCGGCAUCGUUGGAUUACACGCGGAGAAUUUAGGGAUUGAGAGUGUGCUCGUAGAUGGGGAAUCGACGGAUUUCGAGUAUUAUCCUCAUAAUCUGGGCGUCGAUAGUGAAAAACGGUGGGCCUCAGCUGUGUCUUCUCCGAGUUCAGCUGCAGAUGUUGCUGCUGCUGCUUACGUUACGGCACUGGAGACAGAAAUGGUUCCUAACUUGCUUAUCAAUUGUUGCAAUAGGAUGCAAGUUGAGCAAAUUAAUACGGAGUCUAAUGGAGCACAAACAGCUGCUUAUGCCAAGCAGAAUGUGAAAUCUGUUCGUGUUAACUAUUGGGUAGAGAAAAUGGAGUCAGGGAUUCACUUUAAGGAUAAUAUAGUACACACUGAUAAUCAAAUAAGGCGUGCUCGGUGUUGGUUUCCUUGUAUUGAUGACAAUAAUCAGCGAUGCUGCUUUGAUCUGGAGUUUACGGUAGCCCACAAUCUUGUAGCUGUCAGCAAUGGGAGCUUACUAUAUCAGGUAUUGAGCAAAGACGACCCUCCCCGCAAGACAUAUGUCUACAGAUUAGAUGUUCCUGUUACUGCUCAGUGGAUAUCCUUAGCAGUUGGACCAUUUGAAAUCCUCCCUGAUCAGCAAAACGGUCUCAUUUCACAUAUGUGUUUACCACCUAAUUUGCCAAAGCUACGUCACACGGUGGAGUUUUUUCAUAACGCAUUCAGUGAGUAUGAACACUAUCUUGAUGCGAAAUUUCCAUUUGGGACAUACAAGCAAGUUUUUCUGGCUCCUGAAAUGGCAAUAUCCUCCUCAACUUUUGGAGCCUCCUUGUGCAUUCUUACCUCUCAGGUUUUAUUUGAUGAGAAGGUCAUUGACCAGACAAUAGAUACAUGCAUCAAACUUGCUUUCGCUCUUUCAAGACAGUGGUUUGGGGUAUAUAUUACUCCUGAGGCACCAAAUGAUGAGUGGCUGCUGGAUGGUCUUGCUGGUUUUUUGACAGAUUUGUUUAUCAAGAAAUUUUUGGGGAAUAAUGAGGCACGUUAUCGACGAUACAAGGCAAACUGUGCUGUCUGCAGAGCAGAUGAUAGCGGUGCAACAGCUUUGAGUUCCUCGUCUUCUUGCAAGGAUUUGUAUGGAACCCAUUCCAUUGGUUUGCUUGGAAAAAUACGAUCAUGGAAGUCUGUCGCGAUUCUUCAGAUGUUAGAAAAGCAGAUGGGACCCGACUUCUUCAAAAAGAUUCUGCAAGCAAUAAUUUCUCGUGCACAAAGUACAAACUGUGCUGUGAGGUCUCUUAGUACAAAGAGCUUUCUAUUAAUUGCUUUUCUGGUUGUCAUAACAUCCACAAUGGAACUGCUGCUAUUUGAUUUGUUCCGUCAUUUUGCUAACAAAAUUGGAAAUCUGGAGCGUCCGUUUCUGAAAGAAUUUUUUCCUCGGUGGGUGGGAUUCUAUGGAUGUCCGGUGCUCAGGAUGGGGUUUUCCUACAACAAGCGGAAAAAUAUCAUUGAGUUGGCAGUUCUGCGCGAAUGCACAGCUACAAUUGAUUCAAGUGUAUCGGUUCUGAAUGCUAAACCUGAUUCUGAAAACCGAGAUGGUGAUAUCGGGUGGCCUGGGGUUAUGACUGUGAGGGUUUAUGAGCUUGAUGGCAUGUCUGAUCAUCCAGAUCUUCCAAUGGCUGGAGAUGCAUGGCAGCUGCUGGAAAUUGCAUGCCACUCAAAGCUUGCUGCUAGACGAUACCAGAAGCCUAAAAAAGGUUCAAAACCUGAUGGCUUGAUGAAUGGUGAUUUGCCUACAGCAGAUAUGCGUUCAAGUGUAGACUCUCCAUUGUUGUGGAUUAGGGCAGAUCCUGAGAUGGAAUAUCUAACUGAAAUUCAUUUUAAUCAACCUGUGCAGAUGUGGAUUAAUCAGUUAGAGAAGGAUGAAGAUGUUGUAGCUCAGGCACAAGCGAUCACAUCACUAGAAUCUUUACCAGAGCUUUCAUUUCCUGUUCUCAAGGCACUGAAUAACUUCCUGACUGACACAAAGGCCUUCUGGAGGGUUCGAAUUGAGGCAGCAUUUGCAUUGGCUAGUACAUCUUCUGAGGAAACUGAUAUGGCUGGUUUGCAACAUCUGGUGAAGUUUUAUAAAAGUCGAAGGUUUGACACUGAUAUUGGAUUACCAAAACCCAAUGACUUCUCAGAUUUUCCAGAGUACUUUGUUCUUGAGGCCAUUCCGCAUGCCAUAGCCACGAUAAGAGCUGCAGACGAGAAAAGCCCAAGAGAAGCCGUUGAGUUUAUUCUGCAACUUUUGAAGUAUAACGAUAAUAACGAGAAUACUUACUCGGAUGUAUUCUGGCUUGCUGCAUUAGUUCAGUCAGUUGGUGAACUUGAAUUUGGGCAACAGAGUAUUCACUUCUUAUCUUCUUUUCUCAAGCGCAUUGAUCGGCUUUUGCAGUUCGACAGGUUGAUGCCCAGUUACAAUGGGGUAUUGACAAUCAGUUGCAUCCGGACCUUGGCACAGAUUGCAUUAAAGCUUUCUGGAUUCAUCCAUCUAGAUCAUGUCUUUGAACUAAUUAAACCAUUUCGAGAUUUCAAGACCAUCUGGCAAGUCCGAAUAGAAGCAAGCAGAGCUUUGCUUGAUCUUGAGUUUCAUUGCAAUGGCAUCAAUGCGGCAUUGUUGUUGUUUAUCAAGUAUAUAGAGGAAGAGCCUUCUUUAAGAGGUCAGGUAAAGUUAGGUGUCCAUGCUCUGCGAUUAUGUCAGAUACAAGGUGGAUCGGUUUCUAGAGAGGAUAUCAAGGCAGAAGCCCUUGUGGGUUUGCUUAAGCUUUUAGAAAGUCGCAUAGCAUUCAAUAAUGUAUUCUUCCGGCACUACAUAUUCUGCAUUUUACAAGUUCUUGCAGGAAGAUCCCCGACAUUAUAUGGAGUGCCGAAAGAUAAGUUACCGUGUAUGGGUAACGUGGAGGUUUGCAAUGAGCAGAGGAACAAUUCUGCUGCUCUUGUUACAGAGAUAAAACCUCCUCAACCUCCCAUGGACAAUCUGAAUCAUUCGCAUGACAAUUUGGCAAUUCCAGAAGCUCCAAAGGAAGUAGAUACGGUUUCCAACAGUCAUGAGAAAACCAGUCAUGAGAGGAAGACGGCUGUUGUUAAGAUAAGGGUCAAACAGUCGGGGACAACUAGUAAAGCAGAGGAAAGAUCUGAAGGAAGGCAUCAUGAUGCCGAUCGGGGCGCAACCAGUUCGGUUUCUGUGGAUGCACCCCAGAGAAACUCAGCCGAGGCUGUGAGCAUUAGCAACCAAAAUGUUGAAGAAGUCAACUCGUUUCAUGAUCAUGGUUCUCGGAUUACUGCUAGCAUUGGGAGUGCGAAAAUUGCGAGUGAAGAUGACAACUUUGGUAAGGAGCUUCAGUGUACUGCCGAUUCGGGUAAGGCGUCCGUGCACCAUCAGCCUGAUGAUCCCUCAUUACCAAGCACCAUUCAAGAUAACUACAUAGAUGCCGAAGCAAAAAAGUAUGCAAGUUUACAAACACUAUCAGUUUCCAGGGACGAUGCACCUUCAUCACGGGGGAAGGACGGGAGGAAGUCGUCAAAGAAGAAGAAGAAGAAAGAAAAGGAAAAGAAAAGGAAAGGUGAAGAGCAUAAAGGAGAGCGAGAUGAUCCGGAGUAUCUGGAGAAGAAGCGAUUGAAGAAGGAGAAGAAACAGAAGGAAAAGGAGAUGGCAAAGCUACUGAGUGAAGCGAAGGCACCCUCAACCGAGUUAAGAAGUAAGAAAGAGGAAAACAUAGAGUUGCCUGGUAACAAACAGGAAGUGGAUAAUGCGAAUUCGAGUGGACCGAACAAGGCAGUGAUCCCAAAGUUGGAAACGAGGACCGAGCCAACUCAAGCAACUCCUGCUCCCAAAUUCCGAAUCAAGAUUAAGAACAAGACAUUGAAUAAAUCUUAGGCGUUUGUC